Lobosporangium transversale is the source of this 1602-nucleotide messenger RNA. Its product is annotated as gamma-glutamyltranspeptidase. The record is from RefSeq and is a predicted model, not a curated record. Gene Ontology annotation, molecular function: glutathione gamma-glutamate hydrolase. The coding region runs from base 91 to 1602 and encodes 503 amino acids. Gene Ontology annotation, cellular component: plasma membrane; fungal-type vacuole. Gene Ontology annotation, biological process: glutathione catabolic process. NCBI's taxonomy places the organism in Eukaryota, Fungi, Mortierellomycota, Mortierellomycetes, Mortierellales, Mortierellaceae. The transcript is spliced from 4 exons.
CUCGUAAAGGCCAAGAAUGGGGCCGUCGCUACUGAGGAGGUUCACUGCUCAGAAAUCGGUGUCGAAGUUUUGAAGGAGGGUGGAAAUGCAAUGGAUGCAGCAGUAGCCUCAUGCCUUUGCAUCGGCCUUAUCAAUUCGUUCUCGGCCGGUAUCGGUGGAGGUGGAUUCAUGACCAUCCGCCUCCCUAAUGGCACAGUUGAAGUCAUUGACUUCCGAGAGACAGCUCCUGCAGCGUCUACCCCUCUCAUGUAUAAGCAUGACCCAAUCCUAGCUCAGAAAGGUGGACUCUCUGUAGCAGUUCCAGGUGAAAUCCGUGGUCUCGAAUUAGCACAUCAGCGACAUGGAAGGUUGCCCUGGCAACGGUUGUUUAAACCAAUUGUCAAGAUGGCCAGAGAAGGCUGGGCAGUCGGACCUGAACUAGCGCGCAGACUUCAAUUGGUCAAGAAGAUGAUUGAGAAAGAGCCGAGUUGGUCGCAAGUUUUUGCGCCUGCAGGUAGUGCACUGAGAGAGGGAGAGUGGGUCAAAAGAAAAGCUCUCGCUAAGACAUUAGAAACUAUAGGGAAGGAAGGAGCAGAUGCAUUUUAUACAGGCGAAAUUGCUCAGAUAAUUGUUGACUAUGUUCAAGCGAAUGGUGGGAUCUUGACGAUGGAUGACAUGCGAAAUUACAAGCCAUUAGUCAAAGAACCCGUGGUUGGGUUCUAUCAAGGUCGUAAGGUCUAUACAACACCUGCACCAACUAGCGGGCCUGUUUUGAUCAGCAUGUUAAAUAUCCUAGAACGGUACAACGUUGGCAAGUUCAAGGAGGAUGCCGAUGUGGAAACCCAUCGUUUCGUUGAAGCCAUGAAAUUUGGAUUUGCUCAGAGAACAGAGCUUGGGGAUCCAGACUUUACAGAUUUAGGUGACAAGAUCAUCAAUAUGAUGUCAAAGGACACAGCAGCAUCGAUCCGAGCCAAUAUCUCAGACACUCGCACGUUCCCUGUCGAUUAUUACAAUCCUCAUUGGGGAUCCAUUGACAACCAUGGGACGACACAUCUUUCCACUGUAGAUGAGGAUGAUAUGUCUGUUGCAUUGACCUCUACAGUUAACCUGCUUUUUGGAUCCAAGCUAAUGGAGCCCAAAACAGGGAUAAUCCUGAACGAUGAGAUGGAUGACUUUUCAAUUCCUGGCCGAGCAAAUGCCUUUGGCUUACAGCCAUCGCCUUUCAAUUAUCCAGAGCCUGGAAAGAGGCCUCUGUCGUCGUGUGUGCCGACAAUUGUGGAGAAAGACGGUAAAUUUGAAAUGUCGCUUGGAGGAAGCGGGGGUUCUAGGAUUAUAACAGCUGUAUUGCAGACGAUGCUGAAUGUCUAUAAUUAUAAUCAAAAUAUUAUGGAUGCGAUCGAGAAUCCAAGGAUCCAUCACCAGUUGAUGCCCAACGUAGUGGAUAUUGAAGAAGGAUAUCCGACAAGUGAAAUCCAAUUUUUACAGGACGUGAUUGGCCACAAUGUCACGACUUUUAACCGUCUCCUUGCAAAGGCGGAAGUUCAAGCAGUAAUGCGAGAGACAGAUGGUUUCAUUUACGCGUCAAGUGAUACGCGCAAACAUGGAAUUGCUGCUGGCUACUAG